GCCAACGCUUCCGCGGCGGCCCAGGGGUGAAGAGGAAUAUGUGGGACCCGGGGAAGGAGGCCGCGGGGGCCGGGCCUGGGUUCCCCACUCCCGUACCCACUACAACCCCUAAUCCGUUCUCGGCCCCCGCGGACGGUAGUGCUCCAGAAGUUACUGGCCAUCUGCAGGAAACUUACUAUAAUCUCUGUAUGGAAAAGUCCCAGAAAAUUAAUACUUUUAUAUUGCAUAUACUCCAAGAAGUCGAUGAAGAACUCGAAAAGGGGUCAGAAGGAAUCACAUUAAAUAUUGCUGGUAACAGUCGCUUAAUGCCAGAAGAAAGAGUAACAGGCAAAGAUUUUUGGAUUCUUUUCAGAAUUUUAAAGAAGAGUCCAUAUAUCAGUGGUUUGGAUGUUAGAUAUAACCUCAUAAGUGAUGUUGGUGCAUACUAUGCUGCAAGACUGCUUCAGAAGCAACAUAAACUCGUUUACUUAAACCUUAUGUUUAACGAUAUUGGGCCAGAAGGUGGAGAACUGAUUGCUAAAGCACUACAUAAGAAUACAACUCUGAAAUACCUAAGAAUGACUGGAAACAAGAUUGAAAAUAAAGGUGGAAUGUUUUUUGCUGCAAUGCUACAAAUUAAUUCAUCUUUAGAAAAAUUAGAUUUGGGUGACUGUGACCUGGGAAUGCAAAGUGUGAUAGCAUUUGCUACAGUCCUAACGCAAAACCAAACAAUUAAGGGAAUAAACCUAAACCGACCUAUACUGUAUGGUGAACAGGAAGAAUCCACAGUUCAUCUAGGCCACAUGUUGAAAGAAAAUCACUGCCUUGUUGAACUACAUGUGUGUAAGCAUAAUAUAAAAAACUGUGGUAUAAAACAGUUAUGUGACGCACUGUAUCUGAACAGAAGCCUACGCUACCUUGAUGUCAGCUGCAAUAAAAUAACUUGUGACGGAACGGUGUUUUUGGCUGACGUACUGAAAAGCAAUACUACCCUGGAAGUACUGGAUCUUUCUUUUAACAGAAUAGAAAAUGCAGGAGCAAAGCAUCUCAGUGAAACUCUUGCUUCACACAACAGGAGUCUUAGAGCGUUGUCAGUAGUCAGCAACAACAUACAGGGAGAAGGACUGGUUGCACUUUCACAGUCAAUGAAAACAAAUCCCACACUCUCGAAUGUUUACAUUUGGGGAAACAAAUUUGAUGAGGCUACAUGUGUGGCUUAUUCAGACUUAAUUCAAACGGGCCGUCUAAAACCAGACAAUACAGAUGUGGAGCCAUUUGUGGUGGAUGGACAUAUGUAUCUUGCAGAAGUCUCCAAUGGCCUUAAAAAGCAUUACUACUGGAGACCAAUUUAUGGAGAAGCUUGCACAAACUCACCUAAUGCAGGUUUUGCUCUUGUACCAAGAUGAAUGUGAAUCACCCAGGACAGGACAGAUGGUUGCUAUCAGGAUGAGUCUGUGCUGAAAAACAAAAUCUUAAAACAUCUGGAAUUGGCUGAAAAAUACAUACUCUACAGUUCAUAUUAACUAUGUGUGAAAUGGAUUUCAAGUUGUUGGUAUUUUUUUAGAUAAAUAUAGUUUAUAUGUUAUAUCAAAGAAAAUUACCACAAUCUGAUCAUGGAAUUUUACAAAUAAUACGACCUUCCACUGAUGUGAAAAUCACAUAAAGAUCUGCCAUUGUUUACAGUGGAACUAACAAAGCUAUACUUUAUAGACUAUGGAAUUCUAUAAAUGACAUUAUGUAUCCUGACACUUAAACUGACUGAUUUUACUAGUUACUGAUUUUACUUAUUAGGUUUUACCAAACCUUACUUGGCAACAUUCUAUGUGUUCAAAUCUUAUUUUAUUUCCAUUUUAAGAUCUCUGCUUUGCAGAUAUAAAGACUGGUUGUUUUUUAGAGAGUUCUUUUACAUUAUCACAUGUUGAGUAGUCUAGAACUAAAUAUCUGUAUCUAAAAAGGCAAUAUAUCCCAGGAAAAUCAAAUGUCUUUGUACCGUAAAAAUUGCAAUAGGAAAUGAAUAAAAUUUUUUCUUUUAAUCAAAUUUGAAAA
This is a messenger RNA of Mustela lutreola (European mink), 2025 nucleotides long. It is a transcript of the gene LRRC34, whose product is annotated as leucine rich repeat containing 34. Gene Ontology annotation, molecular function: protein binding. The coding region runs from base 39 to 1385 and encodes 448 amino acids. The record is from RefSeq and is a predicted model, not a curated record. Lineage: Eukaryota; Metazoa; Chordata; Mammalia; Carnivora; Mustelidae. The transcript has 12 exons.